Molecule: messenger RNA, 1284 nt
Organism: Akanthomyces muscarius
Lineage: Eukaryota; Fungi; Ascomycota; Sordariomycetes; Hypocreales; Cordycipitaceae
Exons: 4
Coding region: 1-1284 (427 amino acids)
Biological process (GO): protein refolding; response to heat
Cellular component (GO): cytoplasm; cytosol; nucleus
Molecular function (GO): Hsp70 protein binding; ATP binding
Source: RefSeq, a predicted model, not a curated record
AUGGCGGCGGAAACGAAAUACUACGACGUCCUCGGCGUCUCUCCAACAGCCACCGACGCCGAGCUGAAGAAGGCGUACAAAAUCGGCGCCCUCAAGUACCACCCUGACAAGAACACAAACAAUCCUGCUGCCGAGGAAAAGUUCAAGGAAAUCUCUCAUGCUUACGAAAUCCUUUCCGACAGCCAGAAGCGACAGAUCUACGAUCAGUAUGGCGAGGCCGGUCUCGAGGGUGGCGCUGGUGCCGGUGGCUACGGCAUGAAUGCUGAGGAUCUUUUUGCCCAGUUUUUCGGCCAAGGUGGCGGCGGCGGCGGCAUGCACAGUGGCGGCAUGGCCGACCGUGGCCAGCGCAAGGCUCGCACUAUUCUUCACACCCACAAGGUCUCGCUCGAGGACAUUUACCGCGGCAAGGUCUCCAAAUUAGCUCUCCAGCGCUCCAUCAUCUGCCCCAAGUGCUCGGGUAUUGGUGGUAAGGAGGGUUCUGUUAAGCGUUGCACGGGCUGUGACGGCCAUGGCAGGAAGUUCAUGAUGCGCCAGCUCGGACCCAUGAUCCAGCGCUUCCAGACUGAAUGCCCUGACUGUAACGGCGAAGGUGAGAUCAUUAAGGAAAGAGAUCGCUGCAAGCAGUGCCACGGCAAGAAGACCAUUGUCGACCGCAAGGUGCUCCAUGUCCACGUCGACAAGGGCGUUCCCAAUGGUAACAAGGUCGAAUUCCGUGGUGAUGGAGACCAAGCGCCUGGUGUCCUGGCCGGUGACGUCGUUUUCGACAUCGAACAGAAGCCUCAUGCUCGCUUCAAACGAGCGGGUGACAAUCUCCUGUAUAACUGCAAGAUUGACCUCGUUACCGCCCUUGCUGGUGGCACCAUCUACAUUGAGCACCUGGACGAACGCUGGCUGAGCAUCGAUAUCCUCCCAGGCGAGGCAAUCAUUUCAGGAUCUAUGAAAACGAUCCGCGGCGAGGGUAUGCCCUCCUACCGCCAUCACAACCACGGCAACUUGUACAUCCGCUUCGAAGUCCUGAUGCCCGACAAGAAUUGGACAAGCGACCCUGCUGCUUUCGAGGCCCUACGGAACGCACUGCCUUCGCCAUCCGUGCAGAAUAUCCCUCCAACUGAAGCUAUGACCGAGACGGGCGUGUCCGAAGACAUCUCCGAGGAAGAGCAUAGUCAAGUUGUAGAAGCCCUGGAUGCAAUCAGGAAAGCUGAAGACAAGAAGCAUCAGGCCGGAAUGGAAGAUGAGUAUGGUGGUGCUGGCGGCCGUGAGCACAUGCAAUGCGCUUCGCAGUAA